AUGUCUCUACCAAAACACGAAAAAUUUCAAGAAGGUUCACAACAAGGAAUUAAAAUUCAUGGGUGGACAAUUACAACAACUAAAUUACCAAUUCUUAAUUCUCAGGAAAUUGAAGAAGUACAAAAGGAAAUAACAAUUCCAUUACCUGAAAUGUUUUUUGGAAAUAAUUCAUUACAAAUAAUCAAUGAACACGGUAUUUUACUCGAAUUCUCACCUUUGGAUGCAUUAAAGAUGGUUGAUACUACAGCAGAAGGUGGUGAAAAAGUAAAAGUUUCCUAUUCCGAAGAAUGGAAAAGGAAAAGCGCAAAGAAUCAUGAACACAUUAAAGAUGUGAUUAAACCAUAUGAUUGGACAUAUACUACUUCAUACUCUGGGACAUUAAAAGGAACCGUCAACAAACAUGUAUUUGAAAAAUCGACAGAUAGAAUUGAUAUAGAAAAACUGAAAAAAGUAGAAGAUAUUUUAUUUUAUGAUGAAAUGAUUUUAUUUGAAGAUGAAUUAGCUGAUAAUGGGACAGCAAUGCUAAAUGUAAAAAUUCGUGUGAUGCCAUCGGGAUUUUUUAUACUUCAACGAUUCUUUCUUAGGGUCGAUGAAGUAUUAUUUAGGAUGAAUGAUACAAGAGUUUAUCAUGAAUUUGAAACGGGAUAUUUACAAAGAGAAUAUUCUUCGAGAGAAGAACUUUAUAACAAAAUCAAAGCAUAUAUUCCUAAAUAUAAAGGUGAUGAUAUAUCACAAUUAACAGACAUCGAUUGGGUGUCAUCAAAAUUACCAUCAAAGGAAGAUGGACUUAUAGUAGAGAAAUUAUCAACAUUUGAAGCCAAUGAUUAUGUCAAUUUCUUUGGCACAACAUCCCUUGGCACACAAUUGGAAAUUAGUUUUCACAAUAUUAUACAAUCCAUUAUUGGCAUUUGA
This is a messenger RNA of Funneliformis mosseae, 912 nucleotides long. Lineage: Eukaryota; Fungi; Glomeromycota; Glomeromycetes; Glomerales; Glomeraceae. The record is from the annotation of a GenBank genome assembly.